AUGACGAGCAAGAAACGCAUCCUCGUCGGUUACGGCAUUGAUGUCGACGCUGUAUCCAAUUGGAUCAACACCCGCAAUGGUCAGAAAGCUGACGCGACGAAUGUCUCUCGUGGAGUCUUCGGUGCAACUGUCGGAGUCGACAGAUUGUUGAAGUUAUUUGAUAAGUACCAGAUUAAGGGUACCUGGUUCGCGCCUGCGCACUCCAUCGAGAGUUUUCCCAAGCAGCUGGCGAAGGUCAGGGAUGCCGGGCAUGAAAUAUACACACACGAAUGGUUCUCAGCCCUGUCGAGUAAGCAGCAGCGCGAUGUCAUGGCCAAAUCGAUUUCCGUCAUCACUUCUUUCACUGGAAAACCUCCCCGAGGUUUCACGGGACCACAUUGGACAUCCACUCCAGAGCUCGUCAACAUAUUGGAGGAAGCCGGAAUUGAGUACGACCACACCUUCAUGCACCACGACUGCCAAAUGUAUCUCGUCCCGGAUGGGUCUGCCACUUGGACCGAGACCGACCUUGAGAAACAGGCGGAGGAGUGGAUGAAACCCAUGACUGCGAUCAAUCCUAGCACUGUGGUAGAGAUUCCAGCUAACUGGCAUUUGGACGACUGGCCGCCGUUCCAAUUCGUACCGACUCAACCAAACACUCAAGGUUAUGUUGACCCCCACGUCAUUGAGCGGUUGUGGAAAGAACAGUUCGACUACUUCUACCGCGAAUAUGAUACCUUUGUCUUCCCGAUCACCAUUCAUCCUCAGGUCAGUGGGAAGCCUCAGGUGAUACUGAUGCACGAGAGGUGCUCUUGCAGGUUUAUCGAAUAUGUCAAUUCGCACGAGGGAGUAGAAUGGAUGACCAUGGGAGAGAUGGUCGACGAAUUCAAAUCAGGGAGAUUCGGCGGUGUCACGGUAGAGGGUGGCGCUGAACUCUGA
Messenger RNA from Gloeophyllum trabeum ATCC 11539, 918 nucleotides. Its product is annotated as polysaccharide deacetylase family protein. Lineage: Eukaryota; Fungi; Basidiomycota; Agaricomycetes; Gloeophyllales; Gloeophyllaceae. The transcript has 5 exons. Gene Ontology annotation, biological process: carbohydrate metabolic process. Bases 1 to 918 code for a protein of 305 amino acids. Gene Ontology annotation, molecular function: hydrolase activity, acting on carbon-nitrogen (but not peptide) bonds. The record is from RefSeq and is a predicted model, not a curated record.